AUGCAUUUCCAUCAUCAUCGCCGUGAAAAAGAGUCUAACAACGAUGGAUCACAAUCGUUAAAGCAAGAUCGCGAUGUUGGCCUUUCGUUUUUAUAUCAUUCAACGAGUCAAGGUUCACGUUUAAGUGAAACAACAUUUCCAACUUAUUAUUCAUUAGCUUCUUUAUCAAUGCCAUAUCUACCGAAAAAUAAUUCACGUUCAGUUCAUUCAAAUAUUCAAAUUUUAUUAUAUAAUUUUCUUGAACGACCAGCUGGACUCAAAUGUUUUCUAUAUCAUUUUUUUGUAUUUUUGGUCGUGAUUGUUUGUCUUGUUCUAUCCGUAUUAUCAACAAUUGAUAAAUUUCAAGCAAGGUUAUCAGUACAUGUUUAUUGGAUUGAAAUAUUUCUUGUUGUUUUUUUUGGUAUUGAAUAUGUUCUAAGACUUUGGUCAGCUGGUUGUAGAAGUAAAUAUAUGGGUGUAUCUGGUCGUUUUCGUUUUGCACGGAAACCUAUUGCUGUUGUUGAUUUAGUAGUAGUUAUCGCAUCAACAUUAAUGUUAACAUUAGCAGCCGAACGACAAACAUUUGCAGCAUCAGCUAUUCGUGGCGUUCGAUUUCUUCAGAUUUUACGUGUUUUACAUGUCGAUAGACAUGGUGGAACAUGGAGAUUAUUAGGAAGUGUUGUAUAUAUUCAUCGACAAGAAUUAAUUACAACGUUAUAUAUUGGAUUUCUUGCCUUAAUUUCUUGUAGUUAUCUUGUUUAUAUUGCUGAAAAAGAUGCACGAUCUAGUCUUAUACAUGGUGCUAAAAGUGGUGAUGAUCAUUUUCAAUCAUAUGCCGAUGCAUUAUGGUGGGGUGUUAUUACAAUUACAACUAUUGGAUAUGGUGAUGUUUAUCCAAUAACAUGGGUUGGGAAAAUCAUUGCUGCUUGUUUUGCAAUUUUUGCAAUAUCAUUUUUUGCUUUACCAGCUGGUAUACUUGGUUCUGGUUUUGCUCUUAAAGUCCAACAAAAACAACGACAAAAACAUUUCUCUCGCCAGAUUCCAGCAGCAGCAACAUUAAUACAAGCAGCAUGGCGCGAUUACGCCAGUGGACCUAAUUCAUCAUGCGUUGCAACAUGGAAUAUUUAUUUAUAUGCUGCUGAUCCAAAUUUAUCAUCGCCACCUAAUAAAUCAUUUUCAACAAAUAAUCAAACAUUUAGUGAAAGAACAGCAGAAAAACUUCGAUAUUUACGUUUAUCAACUUCAGUUAGAAAAAAUCGAUCAAAAAGAAAUAGUCAUGGAAUACCACCACCAUCAACACCGAAUGUUUUACAAUCACCAACUGCAAGUGAACCUCGAAAUAUAUCUCAAUCAGGGACGAAUACAACAGCUCAAGCAUGUUAUAUAGUGACCGGUGAUGAUGAAGAUUUUGAAGAAGAACCAAUUAAACUUUGGUCUUUAACUGAAGAUCAUAAACGAAUGAUUCGUUGCAUUCGUAAAAUGCAAUUAAUCGUUGCUCGUAAACGUUUUCAACAAGCUCGAAAACCUUACGAUGUACGAGAUGUACUUGAACAAUAUUCACAUGGACACAUUAAUAUGAUGAUGAGAAUAAAAGAAUUACAACGAAAACUUGAACAUACCGUUGGUAAACAACCACCAUUGAAUAGUGAAGAUCGUUCAAAAUUAACUGUUCUUGCACGAAUGCAACGUGUUGAAGAUUCAAUUAGUGAUAUGGGACAAACAAUGGAUAAUAUUUAUACAUUAUUAAGAACUAUGGAUGAUAAAUUAGGUCGAGUAUCGAUUAAUAAUGAGAAAACUAAUCAACGUGUAUCAAGAUCAAUAAUGUCUAAUACAGGCGUUAAAUUUUCUUCAGUCGAAGAAGAAAUCUCAUGA
Molecule: messenger RNA, 1851 nt
Organism: Adineta steineri
Lineage: Eukaryota; Metazoa; Rotifera; Eurotatoria; Adinetida; Adinetidae
Source: the annotation of a GenBank genome assembly